Messenger RNA from Setaria italica (foxtail millet), 856 nucleotides. Its product is annotated as auxin-responsive protein SAUR36. Bases 128 to 571 code for a protein of 147 amino acids. The record is from RefSeq and is a predicted model, not a curated record. The transcript has a single exon. Gene Ontology annotation, biological process: response to auxin. Lineage: Eukaryota; Viridiplantae; Streptophyta; Magnoliopsida; Poales; Poaceae.
GCUAUCUAUAUAUUCACGGUCAGGUGGCCUCUGAACACCAUCACUCGCAGCUUCACAACACAAGUUAAAGCACUGCAAACUCCUGUGUUCUCGUCGAGAAAGAAAGAGAAGGGCCAAGUCACCAACCAUGAUCAGCGCCAAGAGGAUCGCUCAGCUAGCCAAGAAGUGGCAGAGGAUGGCGGCGCUCGGGAGGAAGCGCCUCGCCUGGGGGACGGCGGCGUCCAAGGAAGCCGGCGAGUGCUCCACCUCCGUCUCCGUGGCGAGCAAGGGCCACUGCGCGGUGUACAGCGCCGACGGGGCGCGGUUCGAGGUGCCGCUGGCGUGCCUCGGCACCGCGGUCUUCGCGGAGCUCCUGCGGAUGUCGAGGGAGGAGUUCGGCUUCGCGGGCGGCGACGGCGGCAGGAUCACGCUGCCCUGCGACGCCGCGGUCGUGGAGUACGCCAUGUGCUUGCUCAGGAGGGGCGCCUCCGCCGAGCUGGAGCAGGCGUUCCUCAGCACCAUGGCGACGUCGUGCCGCUACGCGAGCCGUGUGGCGCCGUGCGUAGGAGCCGGACAGCAGGUUGCUGUCUAGAGCUGCACAUGCAGUUCAGUGUAUGUAGUAGGCCAAAGAUUAGUUUUGUUUUCAGAGCCUUCUGAUCCUGCAAGCGAUCAAGUAAGGUGUUAAAAGUACAAGAAAUUAGAGAGCCAUUAUUCUUUGUAUAUAUGUUUAAUUCGCUGCAGAGGACCGGAGAUAACUGGGUUCAUCACAUUGUUACGAGGCAACAAAGUUUCUUCAGGUUACUGCAUGUGGCACAACAGCCAUGCCGGGCAUUAGCUGAACUGAAUCAUGAAAUCGUGCCUUCAUUCAGGCCCUCCA